Messenger RNA from Hydra vulgaris (swiftwater hydra), 1017 nucleotides. RefSeq names its product NF-kappa-B-activating protein. NCBI's taxonomy places the organism in Eukaryota, Metazoa, Cnidaria, Hydrozoa, Anthoathecata, Hydridae. The record is from RefSeq and is a predicted model, not a curated record. Gene Ontology annotation, molecular function: chromatin binding. Gene Ontology annotation, biological process: regulation of gene expression. Gene Ontology annotation, cellular component: nucleus.
AACAACUUUCAACAAACGAUGGCAGCAAAGUGGACGAAACUAAAACUGUGCGCAUAUAAUGAAUAUUAAUAACAAAUGUUAUGGUUAAACUUGGAGCAUGGUCGUAAAUUUUUAUAAGUUUACAAUUUCUUUCAUGAUGUUAUGUGGUAAUUAAUAGCAUAAUAGAUAAAUGGCCCAAUAUAUUCGUAAAAGAUCACGAAGUCCAAGUCCAUAUGAAGAUUUUGAUAAGAAAACUAAAAGUUCUGGUUAUCUAAAAAGAAAUAAUCGCAGUAGAUCUAACAGCCCAUUUAAUGAUAAUAGUCCCAGAUACAAUAAUAGAAAAAAUAUAGAGAAUGGUGACAUGUGGCGGUCAGAUAGAGAAAAGAUAGCUGAGAAAGGUUGUGCAUCAGUUUGGGGGUUGAGUCCUGAACAAUCAAAUUAUGAUUCACUAGAUGAUAUGCAAAAUAACAUAAAAGAUAUUUCUAAAAAAGAAAAGAAAAAAAAAAGUAAAAAGAAACAUAAAAAGCAUAAAAAAAAAACUGAAAAAAAGAAAAAUGUUUCAGACAAUGAGGCUGAUUUAACUAAGGAGGAAGAAUGGACUGAAAAUGCAAAAUCAGACAAUGUUUCUGUUGGACCGUUGCCAGUAGCAAUUGCUGCUGUUCAGGAAACGUCUUUGAAAGAUUACGGUCAUGCUCUAUUACCUGGCGAAGGGGAAGCUAUGGCCAAUUUUGUAAAGGAGGGUAAACGCAUCCCUAGAAGAGGAGAGAUUGGUUUAACUAGUGAAGAAAUUGAAUCAUUUGAAUCGGCUGGUUAUGUAAUGAGUGGUAGUCGUCAUCGGCGCAUGGAAGCAGUUCGUUUAAGAAAAGAAAACCAAGUUUAUAGUGCUGAUGAAAAAAGAGCGUUGCUCAUGUAUAAUCGAGAAGAAAAAGCUAAAAGAGAAAAUAAAGUUCUUGCAGAUUUUAGAGAACUUGUUCAAACCAAAAAAAAGAAAUAAUUUUAAUAAUGAAGCAUUUUAUAUUCAAAUAAAACAGUAUAUAU